AUGGGCUUUAUAUUACUCGGCCAACCCACUCAGAUAUUUUCAUUUCUUUUUUGUUUGCACAUUCAGAGAUUUCGAAUCCCUAAAUCCGAUUUCGCGAUCCAAUCAACUCUGCUCAGUUCUCAGAACUUGUCAAGUAUGGGAGACGCUAGAGACAACGAAGCAUACGAGGAGGAGCUUCUCGACUAUGAGGACGAGGAAGAGAAGGUCCCAGAUUCUGGAAGUAAAGUUAACGGUGAAGCCGUGAAAAAAGGUUACGUGGGAAUACACAGUUCUGGAUUCAGAGACUUCCUUUUGAAACCGGAGCUUCUCCGAGCUAUUGUUGAUUCAGGAUUUGAACAUCCAUCUGAAGUGCAACAUGAAUGUAUCCCUCAAGCUAUUCUGGGCAUGGAUGUUAUUUGCCAAGCAAAAUCUGGUAUGGGGAAGACUGCUGUGUUUGUGCUUUCGACUCUUCAACAGAUUGAACCAUCUCCUGGCCAAGUUUCCGCACUUAUCUUGUGCCAUACAAGAGAGUUAGCUUACCAGAUUUGCAAUGAGUUCGUGAGAUUCAGUACCUACCUGCCAGAUACGAAGGUUGCAGUGUUUUAUGGAGGAGUAAACAUUAAAGGUCACAAAGAUAUGCUAAAGAAUGAAUGUCCUCACAUUGUUGUCGGGACACCUGGGCGGGUGCUUGCACUAGCCAGGGACAAAGAUCUCUCUUUGAAGAAUGUGAGGCAUUUCAUUCUUGAUGAGUGUGACAAGAUGCUUGAGUCGCUUGACAUGCGGAAAGAUGUGCAAGAGAUUUUCAAGAUGACUCCUCACGACAAGCAAGUCAUGAUGUUCUCAGCAACUCUCAGCAAAGAGAUACGCCCAGUCUGCAAGAAAUUUAUGCAAGAUCCAAUGGAAAUAUAUGUUGAUGAUGAAGCCAAGUUGACUCUUCAUGGGCUUGUCCAGCACUACAUCAAACUGAACGAGAUGGAGAAAAACCGCAAGUUAAAUGACCUUCUUGAUGCAUUGGACUUCAAUCAAGUUGUCAUCUUCGUGAAGAGCGUGAGCAGAGCCGGGGAGCUGAACAAGUUGCUGGUUGAAUGCAAUUUCCCCUCAAUAUGUAUUCACUCUGGCAUGUCUCAAGAAGAGAGGUUGACUCGCUACAAGAGUUUCAAGGAAGGGCACAAGAGAAUUCUGGUGGCGACAGACUUGGUAGGAAGAGGCAUUGACAUAGAGCGUGUCAACAUUGUCAUCAACUACGACAUGCCUGAUUCUGCUGAUACAUACCUUCACAGGGUUGGGAGGGCUGGUAGGUUUGGAACCAAGGGUCUUGCAAUUACAUUUGUUGCAUCAGCUUCGGAUUCCGAUGUUCUUAAUCAGGUACAAGAGAGGUUUGAGGUUGAUAUAAAGGAGCUUCCUGAGCAGAUUGAUACUUCGACUUACAUGCCGUCUUGA
This is a messenger RNA of Microthlaspi erraticum, 1419 nucleotides long. The record is from the annotation of a GenBank genome assembly. NCBI's taxonomy places the organism in Eukaryota, Viridiplantae, Streptophyta, Magnoliopsida, Brassicales, Brassicaceae.